AUGUCUGUUAUUGUACAUAGGCACAGAAUUAAAUUUGAUGCCUUUAGGUCAAAAGGAAUCCCGAAUCUCCAGCGUCACCAAAUCGGACGAGCCCUUGACUAUAAUAAUCUAGAUGAGAAUGGAAGGCCAGAUGUCAUUUAUUCUUGGAAUAGAAACAUCCACGACAAAGAUCUUGCAACCAAAACACAUUAUGUCAAACCAGUUUAUGAAGAGCGUGUUUCCAGCGCCGAAAUCCUCCGGUUAUCUGCAAAACAGCACUAUACCCAAGCAUACAAAGAUGGUCUAGAAUAUAUCAAAGCCGAGAAGGACUAUCGCGCUAAAGAACGCUAUCUGGAUAGCAUCACACCAUCUCGGCGAAACAAGACCGUCACAAUUGGGACAAGCACAUCGACGAGUGGCCUUCCCGUCCCCGACACGGAAGGUAGGGUGUAUAACUAUGAUGCGCAAACAACUGCGCAAACCGGCUUGAUGUUUGAAGCACCGGCUAACCUACAUGAAGUCCCAGAUUUGCCAAAGAAUGUGUCCGGUCAACGUGUCCACCCAGUUAUAAUCACGCACGAAAAAGAGAUCGUUGUUGAUAACCUUACUGGAGCAGCCCAAGUCAAAACCGGAAGUUCAUCUGUUCUUAAAGCACCUGUUGUAAGCAAUUCUCUUGAUUAUCAAGAGCCAAUGAUGCCCGGAUCGUUUCCUAAUAUGAUCGGAAAAGAUGAAGUUAAAAUUGAAAAUAACAUACCUCCGGAGAUCAAUAUUGGGAAUGAAAGAGCAGAAAACAAACCAGAAAUCGCUUUGACCACCAUCAGCGACCCGAAUAAGGUUGAGGAACUCUUAUCAAAAACACAAGUUACGAGUAAUCUCGUUCGAACCCCUGGAAAGACGCCUAUUGGAAAUGUGAGGAAAGAUCGUCGUUUUGAUCCGACCAAACGAAGAAUAAAGAACAGAUUAGAAGACUCACUAUUGCAAUCCACACUUAACAAGCAGGAAUUGGUAGGAUUUUCUGAUGGAAUUACAUUGAGGUACACGAUGAUGGCGCAGCAAGACGGAGAUUAUCCAAAAGUUUUGGAACGAUCUAGAAUGCAUCGAAUAGUUCAAGCAAAUGUUGGAGUUGAGACCAUUGUUGAUCCAGUGGCUUCCCGUGUUAAGAAACAAGAAAAAGCCUCAUUCUUGCGUCCUAUCGCAAAUCUACGCGGAAAGGAAAGAAUCGAUUAUGCGAUACCUCCAACAUUUACCGUCGCGGAUGUUGAACCUACUGUAAGCAUCCGAAAACGCCCUACAAAAACGCAACAAAUGCCCACUCGACCUGUCAAAAAGGUCAGAAUUGACUGA
This is a messenger RNA of Fimicolochytrium jonesii, 1323 nucleotides long. RefSeq lists its product as uncharacterized. Lineage: Eukaryota; Fungi; Chytridiomycota; Chytridiomycetes; Spizellomycetales; Powellomycetaceae. The transcript has 3 exons. Bases 1 to 1323 code for a protein of 440 amino acids. The record is from RefSeq and is a predicted model, not a curated record.